UCCUCUGACAUUGUGUCCUCUGGAGCCGAGAAGCUUCACAUUCCUCGGCUGUGAGCAGUAAGAACUUGGGCUGAGUGUCGGAUGGACGUUGUGUUUGCAGGCCUCCAGUCGAUCAGCUGGACAGCAUCAAAGCGCACGAACCGUUUGCGGAAUGUCGGAGAUGGUCCGAUCGCAGAGGACACAAGUGACUCAAACGUAAUGGACCUGUUUGACAUGUGUGCGUCUCCGAGCGCUUCGACGUGACAGCGGACUGUCUGUGCGUCAGGACGCCGCGUCUGUGCAGAUCUUUGGUUGCGAACAGGAGCGCAGCCGGAUGCCGCAGUCCUGUUGGAUCCAAAGAGAUUAGUGAAGGGUGGAGAGACUGUUUAGAGAGGGGAAGUCCUCCUCAGCAGCAGCAGCAGCAGGAGCGGCGGUGAUCAUCAGGCCAUGGAUGACUCUGGGAUAAUAAGGCGCCGGAGGCUGCAGAAGGAUUUGCCAUUGCCUCGCAAGAACAGCAGCUGUCGUACAAGCAACAGGAAAAGUUUGAUCCUGACCACCACCUCACCCACUCUUCCUCGACCACACUCCCCUCUGCCCCUCCCUGGACAUCUCGCAGGAAGCAGCCCUCUGGACAGCCCGCGAAACGUCUCUCCCAGCAACCCAGCGCACUUCUCGUUCACCUCCUCCAGAAGACCGGACGGGCGACGAUGGUCGUUAGCUUCCCUGCCCUCCUCUGGAUACGGCACUAACACCCCCAGCUCCACGUCAUCCAGCUCCUCUCAGGAGCGGCUGCACCAGCUGCCCUUCCAGCCCACCAUGGAUGAGCUGCACUUCUUAUCCAAGCACUUUGGCAGCACUGAGAGCAUCACAGAUGAUGAUGGGGGGCGCUGUUCUCCACACAUGCGCCCACGGUCCCGCAGUUUGAGCCCUGGACGCUCAUCUUCCAGCCAUGAUCAUGAGAUAGUCAUGAUGAACCAUGUAUACAAAGACCGUUUUCCAAAAGCCACAGCACAGAUGGAAGGGAGGCUGGCAGUGUUCAUCCAGGCUUACUCUCCUGAAAACGUUCUUCCAUUGGCCGAUGGAGUCCUCAGCUUCAUUCACCAUCAGAUUGCUGAGCUGUCCAGAGACUGCCUGGCCAAAGCCCAAGAGGGCGUCAUCACAUCCGUUUACUUCUUUGAGCUGCAGGAGAAACUGGAGAAGCUUCUUCAUGAUGCCUUUGAGCGUUCGGAGAGCGCUGAGGUCGCCUUUGUCACGGAGUUGGUGAAGAAGCUUCUCAUCAUCAUCUCUCGACCUGCCAGGCUUCUGGAGUGUCUGGAGUUUAACCCUGAGGAGUUCUACCAUCUGCUGGAAGCAGCGGAGGAUCAUGCAAAAGAAGGACAUUUGAUGAAGACAGACAUUCCUCGUUACAUCAUCAGCCAGUUGGGACUAACCAGGGACCCAAUAGAACAGAUGGUAAACUUGGACAGUUACGACAGUGAGGGACCUCUCACCCCUGAAACAGAUGACUCAACGGAGGGUAAAAUUAAAGCAAUUAAACCUCCAGGAGAAGCUGAUUUCCAGACCAUCAAGUUGAUCAGUAACGGAGCAUAUGGUGCUGUGUACCUGGUCCGUCAUCUGGAGACACGGCAGCGUUUUGCCAUGAAGAUGAUUAACAAGCAGAACCUGAUUCUGAGGAAUCAGGUUCAACAGGCCUUUGUGGAGAGAGAUAUCCUCACCUUUGCAGAGAAUCCCUUCGUAGUGUCCAUGUUCUGCUCCUUUGAAACCCGUCGGCACCUCUGCAUGGUCAUGGAGUAUGUAGAAGGUGGAGACUGUGCCAUGCUGCUGAAGAACAUUGGAGCACUGCCUGUGGAAAUGGCGCGCAUGUACUUUGCAGAAACUGUACUAGCACUGGAGUACUUGCACAACUAUGGCAUCGUCCAUCGUGACCUUAAACCUGACAACCUCCUGAUUACCUCAAUGGGCCACAUCAAACUGACAGACUUUGGCCUGUCCAAGAUGGGCCUGAUGAGUUUGACCACCAACUUGUAUGAAGGACACAUCGAGAAGGACACCCGUGAAUUCUUGGAUAAACAGGUCUGCGGAACACCAGAGUAUAUUGCCCCAGAGGUCAUCCUCCGUCAAGCGUACGGGAAGCCAGUGGACUGGUGGGCGAUGGGCAUCAUCCUGUAUGAGUUCCUGGUGGGCUGUGUGCCUUUCUUUGGAGACACUCCAGAGGAACUAUUUGGGCAGGUCAUCACAGAUGACAUCCUGUGGCCAGAUGCUGAUGAGGCCCUGCCUGUUGACGCUCAAAACCUGAUCUCCGCUCUGUUGCACAGAAAUCCACUGGUUCGACUGGGCACAGGUGGUGCUUUUGAAGUGAAACAGCACUCAUUUUUCACAGAGGUGAACUGGAACAGCCUGUUGAGACAGAAGGCAGAGUUCAUCCCUCACCUGGAGUCAGAGGAAGAUACUAGCUAUUUUGACACCCGCUCUGACCGCUACCAUCACGUGCAUUCAUAUGAUGAGGAUGAUACCAAUGAUGAUGAGCCUGUGGAGAUACAUCACUUCUCAUCAUGCUCUCCUCGCUUCAGCAAGGUUUACAGCAGCAUGGAACAUUUGUCCCAGCUGGAGCAUAAACCUCCCACUGUCACCCUACGGGAACACAAGGUCCCCAGGGAGGACCGAGGAACCAAAAGGGAAAGUCUGGGCAGCCUCACUCUCAGGGACAAGAGCUGGAGGACUGGAUCACCUGAGAUGAAGCGCCUGUCCUGCUCUGAGUCCUCUUUUAAUGAGAGUGAUGCCAGCCCCCCGUCAGGGGCUCGCAGACGUUUCUCCGCCCUCAUGGACACACACCGCUUGGCCUCACCUCUGGAAAUUGACUCUGAGCUGCUGAUCCUCAGCAGGCAGUCUCCGAUCAAGGCCAGGGUGGCCUCACUGGAAGGAACAAUGGGCACCACCUCCAGUCAGGGCGAUCUGAGAUCAUUUCUUAAAGAUGGCAACAACAUCACAGCUGGAGACAAACUUUUGAGAUCUCUUGAUACAUCAUUGCCUCUGCCUGCGGUUCUGGGACUGCCAGACCCACUGGUGCCACACGGGGUCUCCAAUGACCUCAUGCUGAGGAGGGUUUGCCGCCAUCAGCUGUCAGCAAAAGGAGAUAAACGCAACACACACACGGGAACAAAAGUGAUUAAAUCUGCUUCUGCCACUGCUUUGUCCAUCAUCAUUCCUGCAGUGGAACAACAUGGUGCCUCCCCUUUGGCGAGCCCCAUGUCUCCUCGCUCUCUCUCAUCCAACCCUUCCUCACGCGAUUCAUCUCCUAGCAGGGAUUACUUUCCCAUGGUCAAUAUCUUACAUUCUCCAAUCACCAUCCAUCGCUCUGGGAAAAAGUAUGGUUUCACCCUUCGUGCAAUCAGAGUCUACAUGGGAGACAGUGACGUCUACAGCGUCCAUCACAUGGUCUGGCAUGUUGAGGAUGGAGGCCCUGCACAGAAUGCUGGAUUAAAUGCUGGUGACCUCAUCACUCAUGUCAAUGGGGAGUCAGUCCAUGGCCUGGUGCACACUGAGGUGGUGGAGUUGAUCUUGAGGAGUGGAACCAAGGUGACUGUUACAACCACUCCCUUUGAGAACACCUCUAUAAAAGUGGGCCCUGCCCGCAAGGCCAGCUAUAAAUCCAAGAUGGCUCGACGCAGCAAGAAGACAGGAGCCAAGGAAGGGCAAGAUAAAAAGCGCAGCUCCUUGUUCAGGAAAAUCACCAAGCAAUCCAAUCUUCUGCACACCAGCCGGAGCCUGUCCUCUUUAAACCGCUCCUUAUCAUCUGGAGACAGCCUGCCAGGUUCUCCCACCCAUAACCUCACAGCGCGCUCACCCACUCAGACUUACCGUUCCACUCUGGACUCCCCGUACCUGGGCACCUCCUCACAGAGCAGCUCCCCAACAUCCAGCACCCCAAACUCUCCAGCUGCCUCUCACCAUAUGAGACCCAGUUCCCUCCACGGCCUGUCUCCAAAACUUCACCGCCAGUACCGCUCAGCACGCUGCAAAUCUGCAGGAAACAUCCCACUGUCCCCUCUGGCCCACACUCCAUCUCCAACCACCUCCUCUCCUCCAUCUCUUGCUGGUCACACAGUAGGGAGCUCCAACACUACUCAAACAUUCCCUGCUAAGCUCCACUCCUCACCUCCUGUUCCCAGGCCUCGGCCUAAGAGUGCUGAGCCACCCAGAUCACCACUGCUUCAGCGGGUGCAGUCAGCUGAGAAACUAGGCGCACCAGUUCUACCUUUGUCCUCGUCGUCAUCGUCAUCACCUUCUCCUCUAACAAGCGGGGUGUCAGUGCGCAAGCAUAGCCUGGAGGUGACACAUGGGGAUUAUAAGAGGGAGUCCUUUCAUUGUGACCAUAGCCUACAAAGUCUGCUUGAGAUGGAGGGAGAGAAUGGACCUGCCCCACCUUCUCCUUCAUCAUCUUCUUCCCCAUCUCCUCCAAUGGGAGGGGACAUUGGAGGGCCUAAGCCUGUGAGAAAGCUGGGAAGGCAGGAGUCCCCACUGAGCCGUGACACACUACUUCCAGUCAAAGAGAAAGAUACCCAAAUCCCAAUGUCUGAGCUCACGUUGUCCCACAGUGAGGGCAUAGUUCCAAAACCUGAUUCAAAGACUAGCCCUACUGAUCCUAAAGUAAGUGCAGGUGAAGUAGAGACCAAAUCUGCUCCUGUACUGACCCAAUCCACUACAGAGCUCAAACCCAGUUCCAAGAACAAGCCUCCCAGUGCACAAGCAUCAAGUUCUGAGACAGCAGUUACAAAGAAUAAACUUGGAGAGAAAACCUCAUCAAAACACCUGCAACAGCAAGAUACUAAGCAGCCGUCUGCACAGGCAGGUGGUGGUCCUGCAAGUAAACCUCAGGCAAAGACUGAAGAGAAAACAAAAGCUACAGACAAAGGUACUGUGCAGAAGGCAUCAAAUACAGAUCAUCCCAAGUUACGUAAAGUCACCGAGACAAGAGAUAAAGGAAGCAUCACUGGUGGUGAUAAAGCAACUGACAUGACCAAAGCCAAAGCUCCUGCACCUCCAGUUCUGGCCCAGGUUCAAAGCCCAGGUGCAACAGUAUCUGUAACUGUUGCAAGAUCCAAAGCGGAGAAAGUAUCAGGCAGUUAUCAUGGAGCCAGAGAGGAGAAGGCCCACCUGGAGGUCCUGGAGGAGAAUCCAAUGUCACCCUCCUCCGGUGCACCCUCACCCUGUUCGAGCAAGUCACGUCCAAUGUCGCCAGGAGAUAAAGCCAACUUUGUCACCCAGCUCACUAGCGUGGCCAAAACUGUUCUUGGACCUAUGAAAGUGGGAUCACAAGACAUGGCAAAGGUUAAAGAUACCACAAAGACUGGUGAGGAUAGGUGUGGGAACACAUCAGGAAGAUCGGAAUCUACAUCAGGCGGUGGUCGACGAGGCACCCAAACGGGUUCCUCAGCCAGCGUUGGCUCAGUCCACCCUGACAGAGGAAAUGUUCGGAGCUCAAAGCACCAUUCCUGAUAAAGAAGCUUUGAAAAGGUUCUGACUGUCCCAUGCAAUGCCUUUUAUGUUUGGAGAAAUGCUGUACCAUCAUGACAUAUCAUGAAAUAUCGUGAACAAGAGCAAAACCGCUGAACACUGCACCAAUCAAUGACGUUGACAAAAACACAUGACUAAGACAUAUCAACUAGUGUUUAAAAUGUCUGCACGUGGAAUCAUAAUGUAGGCCCGUGUACGUACAAUUCAUCACAAUCUGCUGUAGAAAGACAAAAAAAGAUAAAAUGUCUUAAUGCAUGUUUGACAUUGUUUGUGGAAAUUUAAAGAAUAUUUAAAUAGAAGAUAAAAAAUAUAAAACAGACCUAAAGAUAGCGAACACUGUGAUAACGUUUCAACACACCACAAUAGGUAUAGUUUUAGCUGGCAGGAUUCUGUUAAAAAUGGGCAUUAAUGAGUCAGUUUAAUUGCCAUUUUGAUCAGCUCCAGUGCCAUUAUUAAGUUCAGUUUAGUUGUAUAAAUAUGGCCAAGAUUUUAUGUUCUGUUAUGGAAAAGGGUUCAGGCCUAAAAGGAAUUUUCUUUUGCUGGAAAUAUUAUGUUUAACCACUGACAUAAUUGAAACUGGACCAAUACCAAUAUGUGGUAAUGGAAUUAGGGGAUGAAUCAGCUGAUUUGUUUCUGAUCUCUUCAAGGGCUGAAUUCCAGUUUAGUUGAGGUAUAGUAGAUAAACUUGCACAGGGACAUUAUGCAAAGUGCGAAUGAUGCCACUUUUGGUGUCCCCGAUUAUUAGGUUUACAGUGUGCUCAAGGCAAGAGUUCAAAAAGGAAAGGCUUGCAAUAAACCAAGCAAAGAGAUGUAAUUACAAAGAAGUCUUUGUACAUUUUAGUGAAACGUGCAAUUGCAUAGUGUUGGGUUAAAUAUAAAGAAGCUUUAAGAUCAGGCUUUGCAAUCAAGAAGACUGCAAAGAACCACACAGAGUGCAGAAAAAUAGGCUAGAAAUGUUCGCUUUGUUCUAUUUAUGCAAA
Molecule: messenger RNA, 6473 nt
Organism: Thalassophryne amazonica
Lineage: Eukaryota; Metazoa; Chordata; Actinopteri; Batrachoidiformes; Batrachoididae
Product: microtubule-associated serine/threonine-protein kinase 1-like
Exons: 27
Coding region: 427-5475 (1682 amino acids)
Biological process (GO): peptidyl-serine phosphorylation; intracellular signal transduction
Molecular function (GO): protein binding; magnesium ion binding; ATP binding
Source: RefSeq, a predicted model, not a curated record